UAUCUAGGACAAGCUCACAACCAAUGGUAUACAGUUGUUCUGUUUCUUGAAUCAAUGUGUUUCCAAGCAUCUAAAUUUAAUGGCCAAUGUAUUUUGAAUGAUUUGAUCUACUCAAUCGAUCCGCCUUCCAAUGAACAGACUGACUUUGUUCUUUCUAAUUUAAAACCCCAUGAAUUCCCAUUUGGAGCUGCAACUCUAUCACUCAUUUCAUUAUAUAAUGAAAUGAAUGAUAUUGACUUUUUAACUUUCGCUUGGUGGUAUCGAAUAUCUUCUCACCAGAGACAUCAAAAGACAUUCGUUGAAAGUAUGAACGAUUCUGUACGGUCAUCGUCAGUACUUACAUGUUUAGAAUUUGCUCAGCAUGGUUACCUAUUGCGAUCUUUGGAUUAUGCUAUGGAUAAUCUUUCAGGUAGUCAAGUUCUGAGUACUACGAAUUCACUAGAAGCAUCGUCGUGUGUGGGAAGUUCGGCAUCAUUAAACCGUGCAGCUGCUGCCGCAGCCGCAUCAUCGUCCAACUCAUUUCCUUCCAGUCGCCCAAUCAUUCUUGCAGAUCCUUCACUACAUUUAGGAGAACUUGUUAAUCGUGCACGUCUUCGUGAUUACUGUGUCCUACAAUUAAAACAACUUGGUCAAUGGGAAAGCUUAGAUUCUUUAGCAUCUUCUAUUCAAUCGGCCAAUCAUAUGACUAGUUCAUUCGGUUCUACUUCAACUUCUGGCGGAAAUCCGAACACUGCAGCUGUUGUUAGUUCAAGCAAUUCUGGUGGUUCUAGUUAUUGGGGUUUAAAAGCAGAUGCAGCAUGGCGACGAAGUGAUUGGUCUGAAGUAUACUAUGAUUUGGCUAGAUUGGCUAAUGAAUGUCCUCGUAGUGAACUACCAAGAUAUGCUCUUAUUCAAGCUGCAGCUUGUGUAGCAGGACGUCGAGCACCUGGACUGGGAGCAAUCAAUAAUCCAAGUGUAGAUAUUAUUGAUUCUUAUAAUUCUAGUUUAAAUUCAAAUGAUAUAUCCACUGGAUCAACAACUACUGGUCCUAAUUCAUCUGUUCCAAAUAAUACUAAUCCAACUAAUGUCACUUCAACUCCUCCGUCUAAUGCUCUACAUUCUAAUACUGGGUCUGUAUCACCUAUGAACAAUAUUGUCAAUAUGAUUCACGCUUCAGAACAAGAAAGUCAUCGUGUUGUAACUGUUACACUUAUGGAAUGGAGGCGUUUACCUCUUAUUGUUACUGCUCAGCAUAUACCUUUACUUCAGAUUGCUCAUCGUGCAGUUGAAAUAACCGAAGGUAACAGUUUAUUAGCUCAAUAUUGUGGCCAUGUUCUGGGUGGUUCUACUCUUGCUUCUGGUGUGUCUAAUUCUUCUUAUUCUAGUCCUAGUCAAACCAGUUCUGGUUCAUCCACACCAGUACCACAAACAAAUUCAAUUUCCACAACAUCUGCAUCAUCAGUCAAUAUGCGUUUACCUUUUAAUCAAGCACUUCAUGAUUAUAAAACUGUAUUCAAGGCAUGGCAAAGUCGACCAUGUUCAAUUGGAGAUGAUUUAGGAUUUUGGCAUGAUCUUUAUUCAUGGAGACAAGUAGUUGAAGAAUGUAUCAUAAGCUGUCACCCAUUUUCCCAAAAGUUGAAAUCCGAAAAUAGUAAUUUAAUCGCACUAUGUCAGCGUGAAUUAGCACUGAGCCAAUUACAACUUGCUCGUGGUGCACGCAAAUGUCGCUUCCCAAGUAUUGCUCAACAACAUUUAGACAGAUAUACACGUAUGAAUCUGCCACCAUUAUUUGAGAAAACUAAACAAGAAAUCAAGUUAAAAUUGACCGACCUACGUAAAGAUGAACUUUUAGAGGGAUUGGAACUUAUGGAGAAGACUAAUAUUCAACAGUUUGAAAAGAAAGACCGAGCUAAGUUCUUCUGCUAUAAGGCUGUUUUCUUCUCUCAUUUUAAUAAGGGCGAUGAAGCAACAAAAAAUUUCGGUUAUGCAACUCAAAUGCAAGACAAUCUACAUAAAGUUUGGUCAAUUUAUGGUGACUUUUUGGAAAAUGUUUAUUCUAGCUAUCCAUCUGUAAAACGUGAAGUUGCUGUAUCAACAACCGGUAUUUUUGCUAUGCUAGCGCUUAUGGAAGCUGCUAGCGUUUCUGGUGAUAUUGAACGAAAAAGCCGGGGUGAUAUUGCCAAGUGUUUAUGGUUAUUAACACUUGAUGAUGUUAACGGUCAACAGCGCUUGGGACAUACUUUUGAAGCUAGAGCUAGUCGAGUUCGACCAGAAGUUUUUUUACCAUGGCUUCCGGAUCUUGUAGCAUCUCUUUUACGUCCAGAAGGUCGUUUUAUCGUUUCCGCUUUACGUAGAGUAAUAAUUGCCUAUCCUACAGUUCUUUAUGGUCAUUUAAAAGGUUUACAACAUCAGUUAGCUACAGAGGUUAACAAUGAUCAAAAACUUGCUGAAAUUAUUCAUACUCCUGAAAGUAAAGAUGAUCCUUAUAUUAUUGCUAUUCAAAAUCGUAUUACAUCAACACUAGGUUCAGGAAAAGAAGCAUUCAUAAAAUGCGGUAAUUUGUCUUGGUCAUUGAAUCGUGGAACUGGUACAUUUGAUAUUAAUAAUUCCGAUGGACAAACAGGUUACAGUUAUAGUAGUACACAUCAUCCAUUUUCAUUAUCUUCAACAUCUUGCAACACUCCUAAAGUUGGUUCUCAUAAUAACAAUAAUAAUAAUUCCAACACCAUAUAUCCUAAUUCUUGUGGAGUUAAUUCAUCGAUUUCGUCGAAUUCUAAUACUUUGAGUAAUUCAAAGAAAAAGAAACGUGUAAUUGUUGUUAUGCGAGGUGUUGAAGGUGAACGAUUGAAUACAUCACCUAGUUCUUCACCACCACCACAUCCACUAACACCAACACUAAAACAACAGAAACCUGAUUUUAUUGGACAAUUAUCAUCUCGUUCAAUAAAUCAUCCUAAAAAGGUUGUGAUUCGUGGAUCAGAUCAUGACUCAACAAUACCCCCUAAUUCAGAUCACGAUCAAAUUGAUUAUUUAAGUGAAGAUGCUGAAAUGACAGAAUUAGAAGAAGAUACUGAGAUAACUGAUGCUGAUCGUGAUGAUGAGGAUGAGGAUUUCACUGGAAAUGAAGAUAUAGGAUUAUAUGAAACUGAUUCAAGUACUAAAAAUGUAAUCAAUGAUUUAGAGCCAAAAGUUGUUUUAUCCGAUAUUGAUGAUGAUGCUGUUGGUAGUGAUCCAGUGACUGGCGCCAUUUCAACUGAUUUAGUCGAACAAACGGUAGAUAUUGGCUAUGGAAAUUCAGUAACUGGUUGUUUGUCUAAUUCAGUUGUUCAUGGUCUUCACUAUGCAAAUAUUCUAAUUAACCAACUUAAACGUAAGCAUCCAGCUCGUUUAUAUGUAGUGGAUUUAUUCACAAAUGAAGUCGGUGGUCGUUUAAGACCUUCAUGGUCUGAACAGUUUUUAUCUCAACUAUGCUCAGUUCUGGAUUAUCUUCAACGUCUUGCGUACGCUCAUUUACAUCCAGGUAGACGGUGGAAUUUUAAAAAUUUGCAAACUCAAACUAUUCCACUUUGGUUAGCUACUGAAUUAAAAAUAAUGGCCCAUGAUUGUGGUAUGCCAAGAAAUACGUUUCGCUCGUCACAUAUAACAGAACAUGCAACUCCUCUUCACAGUUCAAUCAAACUUGAUUCAACCUCUCAAUGUGUUAUGUCUACCGAUUCUCAAAAUGAUGAAAAAGAGAAGUCAAAGUCCCCACAAUCAAAAUUGACUACCCGAGCAUUCGCUUGUACCAAACCUAAAACCAAUCUUGACAUUGCUUCUGAACAAGAUGAUCCUAAAUUAUCCAGUGAUCCACAAAAACAAUCUGUUUUAUUGCCAAACAUUUCAGCUUUUCACGAAGUUGAUCGAAUAGCAUCUGAAGUCUUGUCUGCAGAAUGUGAAAAAGAUCCAUUUUUCAAACACCUCCGUGAUACACUGUCUACUGAAAUGACGAAUUUACAAAAUGAGAGCAUAUUGUCUCUUAUCGAGAAGCUGACACGACGUUGGAUCCCAAUGGUUGAACAACAUGUAGCUAAAUUACCUGUUCGUACUCAUAUUUCCAGUUACGGGGCAAAACGCCUAUUAGAACUACCUAAUAUAGUCUCUCCUGUCAGUACACCUAUUACGCCUUCGUCAAAAUCAAAUGUAUCAAAUGCACCACAACCAUUUUCUGUUUUCUCCUCAAUUCCGACAUUUCCUUGUCUCGAACUCCCUGGGGAAUCAGGGCUUCUCCAGUCAUCUUCCGUAAAUUUAAGUUCAAUGGCUAAUUCCCAUCAUUCUCAAAACGAAUCCAGUCAACAAAUAGGUGGCUACAUUAAUAAUAUUCCUUUAUAUCUUCAUGUAGCUGAAAUCAUGCCACACGUAGAGCGUAUUCGUUGUUCAUCUGGUGCAUUUGCUCCACCUGCUCGUCGUAUAGGUUUCCGCGCUAGUAAUGGAAGGUUAUUUUUUUACGAUUUACCAUGUCCAAGUACUCCUCCAAUCAUGGAUCUAGCUGUCAUGCAGAUAGAUGCAUUGAAUGGUGCGAAAUGUCAUGAACUUCUCAAUGCAAUUUCUGUUAAUGAAUCUACCAAUCUUGAACACCUAACUGGGAAGGAAUUUUGCCCAUCGGCUUAUAUAAGCUGGAGACAGAGUGGUCCUCUUCAACUAUUCCAGAUGAUUAACUCUGUAUUGCUUGGACAGCCGGAAACAGCUAAAAGAAAUCUCUCACUAUUUGUUUCAAGGCGAAUGGAAGUUGGUCCUUCUGGACUUUACUUAACUCAAUUUGGAUCAUCUGUAUCGGCAGCGAAUGUUAGUAUAGCCAGUGCAUGUCCUCUACCAUCUGCAAAUCCAGUAAAUAAUCGUAGACUUACAGCUUUAGCAAGACCGCCUCCUGUUGGACCCAGUUUUCCAUCAACCUCCGUAGAUGAGAAUCCACCUAAUCACGUUUCAUCAUCAACAUCAUUCUGUGAAGAAGCUUGCAAACAAUAUUCUUGGUCUUUAUCUUUUGCUGAAUCUCAUUUAAAUCCACAGAAUAUCGAUAAGAAUCAAUUAUCUAGUCAAGGAAUCUUGGAAUCUCUUAAGGCUCGAAUCCGUAUACCAUCUCCUCCACCUGGACCGCUACCGAAUUUAAUGACUGUUCAACCAACUAGCUUAGUUAAUCAAUCAACAGUUGUUGGAAGUGCUGCUAUGGCUUUGGAGGCUAUUGGACGUCCAGCUGGAUUAGAUGCUGGUUGUCGUUGUGUUUGUAAUACAGUUUUUGGUAUAUUAGAAAAAUCUAAUUGUACAUUAUUGUUUAACUCUAAUUACAAACAGAAAUACAAAUUUGAUGAUUUAUUACAAUCUACGAAGUUGGAACAUCAACAAGAAGUUAAAAUAAAAACUAAAUCUUCUUCUUCUUCUUCUGAUAGAAUUCAAAGCUUAAUGAAUUCUUCUAUUCUGAAAAAUUCACCAACUGGUUAUCGAAAUUUGAUUUGUUUAUUUUAUGAAUAUAUUUCAAAAAUAUCCAAUCAGAAUGAAAUUACAAAUCAUGAUUUAUUUAAAAUAUUUCUUGAUCUUUCAUCACGAAUUCCACAGGCUCCAAAUAUUCGCGAUCCUGUAUUCUCAAACCUUGGAACGUUUGGUAAUGAUGAUGAUGAUUUAGAUAAUCAAAAGAUGACUUUAGAAUCUUUAAAAAAUCAAUUAGAAUUUCCACGUGGUAAACUUCUUCAAAAUUGGGCAAAAAAUCAAAUGCUUGAUUCUGAAAGUUAUUGGUUGUUACGCCGUAGUUUAGCACAUAAUCUUGGAACUUAUGGGCUUAUAGAACGAUUGUUUCAUUUAACACCUCUUCAUCCUGGUUGUUUAGUGAUUGAUCCACGUUCUGGCCAUACUGAAGCGCAUCAUGUCUGUUUUGGAUUGCCAGGAGAUAAUUCUUCGUCAGAACAAUCUCAUUUGUUGAAUUCAGAAAAAGGAUUUAAUCAACCAUAUUUCAUUUCUUGUUUUAAUCAAUCCAUGCUUAUACAGAAACUGGAGAAAUCUGGUAAAAAACAAUCUUCAAAUAUUCAGUUGUCUUCUAAAAUCUCAACUGAUUCUUCCACUAUUGAUGAUGUUAGUGAUAAAUGGUUGAGUCACUAUCGUCCAGUACCAUUUCGUUUAACACCACAUUUAGCUGGUCUUGUUUGCUUACCUGGAGCUCCAGCAAAAGUUGGUCCUUUCGCAGCUAGUUUCACUACAACUGCACAAGCUUUGAUGAAUGCACCAUAUGAUCAUAGUUUAACCAGUCUUUAUCGAACACUUUUACGUCGUGAUUAUAUUCUAUGGCAUCGAGGCAGACAAUCUUCUAUAUAUGCUUAUCAAUUACUUGUGAGUGAGCAAGAUGAAACGAUUCAACAAUCAUCAUCAGCAUCAUUAGAAACUUGUCAACCUUCAUCAUCAUUUUCUGAUGAGAAUGAAUGUUCAACAUUGAAUUAUUGCCAUUCAUCAUCACCAACUCUUGUACCAGAUUUGACUAAUGAACAAUUAAUUACACUGAUAAAUUGUACAAUAGAAUCUAUGAAUGGUAAAUUAAAAGUUGCUUCCGACUAUUCGGGAACUGAACCAAAAUCAUGGAAACUUAUCGAUGAAGCUACAAAACCUUCAAAUUUAAUUCACAUGGAUCCAAAUUUAUUACCUUGGUUGUAAACAAUGCUAUUUUUUUUAGGAAUUGUAUCACAUUUUGUUUUUUGCAUUUCUCUCCUCCAAUAUCAUCAUCAGGUCACUAUGGAAAAUGAUCACCCGGUUUUGUUAAAUUAUCUUAUUGUUUAAAAUUCCAUCUUUGUUUCUUUUCGUGUAAAAAAAAUCACUAUGUUUUUGUAUUGUUCGUUCUCCUUUCUUUUGAUACUUACCGUAGAAUUUUGAGAUUUCCCUGUCUAUUUUAUUAUUAUUAUUAUUAUUAUUAUUAUUAUUAUUAUUAUUCAUUGUCUUUAAUGUUCAUUUGGCUUUUUUCUGUCUAUGUUCUCUCAUGUCAAUAAUGUUAUUGUUAAUGUAAAUAGUAAAUGCUGAUGUAUUUAAAUUCAUUUUUUAUUGUUAUUAUUUAAAAAACACUAGUCAAUAACUGUGAGAGUAUGUCUUCUAGUUCUCUACACUUCGUUUCCAUCUGUUCAUAUUUUUGUCAUGCGUUUUUACAUUAUUUCGAAUCAUUUAAGUCACAUCGUAGUUAAUUCGAUUAGUAGUACGUUGUUGGCUUAGUUACUUUCUCGAUGACUAAAUAAUGUUUUCCUCUCCACGAGACUCAAAAGAUCUCAGUUCGACCGCGUGUCUUUGGUUGUAUACAUUUAUGGACUUAACAAACAUCUGUGUGGUCCUGUUUUUUUCUUAGCUGAU
Molecule: messenger RNA, 7329 nt
Organism: Schistosoma haematobium
Lineage: Eukaryota; Metazoa; Platyhelminthes; Trematoda; Strigeidida; Schistosomatidae
Exons: 17
Coding region: 394-6648 (2084 amino acids)
Molecular function (GO): protein binding
Source: RefSeq, a predicted model, not a curated record